CGUCUCAAAUACUUUUUAUAACAAAAAGAUAAAAUUAGGGCUGCUGCGUUUCGGCGAAUUUUGGUUGCCCCUUGCUUGAACCAAAACGUGAUCUUCGAUUCGAUUGCACAGUACAAGACGAGGAAUGGCUGGGUUUGCUGUUGUUAGUAAAGAUGAAAGAAACAAGUAUCGUUUAUCAGUUAUGUGUCCAGUAGAGCUGUCUGUAUCUGAAAAUCUCAACUUUAAUUCCUUUAAAAAGCAUGAUACAGUUCUUGGUGGUAGUUGUGGUGGAUUGUUGUAUUUCCAUGGCAAUUAUGGCCACAGUUUCAUUUGUAACUUAAAAACUAACCAAAUGAAAGUCCUUACUCCGCCCAAUUUCUUACCCCCUCCAAAUGAUGGCAUUGUGACAUAUAGUGGUCUGGGCUAUGAUGCUAAAUCUGGAGACUUAAAGGUGAUAAGACGAUAUGUUCAACAUUAUAUACGUAAAAUUGAUGAAACAGAUGGAGGAACUGGUUAUCAUGGUUGCAAGUCUCACACUGAGUUGUAUUCGUCGAAAGAUAAUGAGUGGAAGAAGAUUAAGCAUGCUGUUGGUUGUGUCGCCGCUGGUGUUGGUGUUUCUGUUGAGGAGACUGGGAGUUGUUAUUGGGUAGUAGUCGUUGACCCCUCGGAACAAAAGAUAAAAGAGUACCUCGAGAGGCACUCGAUUACUGACCCGUGGGCUCCUCAUGUUCUGUCAUUUGAUUUUGCUACUGAUAGCUUCGAACUCAUCCCUUUACCAGCCACAACCAUCAGAGCUUACUUUUUACUUUGUAAGGUUCGUGGUUCGAUAGGUGCUCUUGCCUAUUGGAAGUCUUGUUCUUCUGAGUUGUGUAUUAAGGCUUUUGUACUGGAAGGAACAUCGUGGGGUGUAUUAUGUGAUGAUAUCCCCCCACUUGCUGAUGUGGAGAGACCCUUGGGUUUAAAAGAUGAUCGCUGGUUGUUUGUUGAAGCAAAAGCGAGUGAUAGUGGGCAGCUUAUGGUUUAUGAUUUGUCUCAAAAAGAGUCCAAGAAACUCAAUAUCUACGACUAUCCCGGACGCAUGCAUGGUAUUUCUUAUGACGCCGAGAGCACAGAUCCACCACUGCCAUGUUCUACACCAAUAAGUGACUAUUAUCUGUCCAAGGUGAGGAGGAGCGGUAAGGGGAAGGAGAAGAGCAUGGAGGGGAAGGUGAAGAAGAUGAGCCGCGGGAUGAAAGUACUUAAUAUUUAAGUACUUUGUGCUAGCUUGUUGUUGGAUUUCCAUUCUUGUAUGAUUUUGCUUCUUAUCCUGCACCUGAAUGUUUCUGGCUGGAUAGAUCUGAAUCGACUCCCAAUAGCACUAGGGAUGGAAUACAAAAGUUGCUACUCCCCUCCAAUAGCACUUGAGCACAUUUAUAUUGAAGGAAAGGUUGUAACCUAAAUCCUUUUCCCAUUCUUUUAAUCCAUGUAUCUGCAUGCUUUUAAAAAGUAUUAUUAUUAUUA
Salvia miltiorrhiza (redroot sage) is the source of this 1479-nucleotide messenger RNA. RefSeq lists its product as uncharacterized. The record is from RefSeq and is a predicted model, not a curated record. The coding region runs from base 125 to 1228 and encodes 367 amino acids. Lineage: Eukaryota; Viridiplantae; Streptophyta; Magnoliopsida; Lamiales; Lamiaceae. The transcript is spliced from 3 exons.